Molecule: messenger RNA, 1892 nt
Organism: Elgaria multicarinata webbii
Lineage: Eukaryota; Metazoa; Chordata; Lepidosauria; Squamata; Anguidae
Gene: IGFALS
Product: insulin like growth factor binding protein acid labile subunit
Exons: 2
Coding region: 58-1872 (604 amino acids)
Molecular function (GO): protein binding
Source: RefSeq, a predicted model, not a curated record
GGGGAAAUGCAGACAGCAGAACUUUGACUUUCCACGCUUCGGCCAGCCAGCGCGAGAAUGAGGAAAGCAGAAGCAGUGUUGGCAUUGAUACUCAUCUGGGCGUUGGCAGUAAGGUCUCAGCACCUUGAACCAGGAGCUGACAAUGAACACGUCCGUCCAGAAAGCCAGAAAUGUCCCAGCCGGUGUACUUGCAGUUGUGAUGACUGUAACGAGGAGCUGAACGUCUACUGCAGCACACGGAAUCUCACCAGCCUUCCCGAAGAGGUGCCCAGGGGUGUGAGGAUGUUGUGGCUGGAUGGAAAUAAUUUCACUUCCUUGCCGGCUCUUGCUUUCCGAAACUUCUCCAGCCUGGAGUUUCUCAACCUUCAAGGCAGCCAGCUGACGAGCAUCGAACAGCACGCCUUCCACGGCUUGGAGGGCUUGGACAUCUUGCUCCUGGAACGCAACCGGUUGAAGUCGUUGGCACCCAACAUCUUCCUUCAUCUGCAGAACUUGGCUUCCCUCCGUCUCAACAACAACCAGUUUAGCAAGCUCGAAGAAGGCGUCUUUGCUGGGCUUUCCAAUCUCUGGUCCUUGAACCUUGGAUGGAACUCGUUGGUGGUCCUACCAGACAAAGUGUUUCAUGACCUGCCCAACCUGAGGGACCUGGUCCUGGCGGGGAACAAGCUGCACUAUCUCCAGCAUCAAUUAUUCUACAGCCUCAGCGAGCUGAGAGAACUGGACUUGAGCGGGAAUUCCCUCAAGGGCAUUAAAGGAAACAUCUUCACCAAGCUUCAAAAGCUGCAGAAGCUCUACCUGGGCCACAACCUAAUCAACGCCGUUGCCCCUCGGGCCUUCGUGGGCAUGAAGUCCCUGAGAUGGCUGGACCUGUCCCACAACCGCCUGACCACCUUGUUUGAAGACACCUUCCUGGGGCUCUCGAGCCUGCACGUGUUGCGCCUCUCCAGCAAUUCGAUUGGCAGCCUGAGGCCGAGAACCUUCAAGGACCUCCUGUUCUUGGAGGAGCUGCAGCUUGGCAACAACAGGAUCCGAAGCUUGCCGGAAAAAGGGUUCGACAGGCUGAGCCAACUGGAAUUCCUCACUCUUAACGAAAACCAGAUUCAAGAGAUCCAGGUGGGGGCGUUCUUUGGGCUUUCUAACGUCGCCGUGAUGAACCUUUCUGGGAAUUGCCUCAAGACUAUUCCGGAUUUCAUGUUCCGGGGACUGAGCCAGCUGCACAGCCUGCACCUGGAAAACUGCUGCCUCAGCCGGAUCAGGCCGCAAAUGUUCUCCGAACUUUCCAGUCUGCGGCGGCUCUUCCUGCGGGACAACGCCGUCUCCGAAAUCGAGGGACACAGCCUGAGCCACCUCCACGAGCUCCUCGACCUGGAUCUCAAGCACAAUCGGCUGAGCAGGCUUUCUCCGAACCAGUUCGCGGGCCUCAGGAACCUGGAGUAUCUCCUCCUGUCUUCCAAUCAGCUGGUGGAGAUCUCUCCCAAAGCCUUCGGUCCGCUCCUCCGCCUCUCCUGGCUCGACCUCUCCAACAACCGCCUGGAGACGCUGGACGGCGACGUCUUUGCACCCUUUUCCAAACUGGAAUAUUUGAACCUCCGGAACAAUUCAUUGAGGACCUUCCCGACGGGCUGGCUGGGCCCUUCCCCCACGCUCAUCCAACUCUGGCUGGAAGGGAACCCGUGGCAGUGCAACUGCUCCCUGAAAGGACUGCGGGACUUUGCCUUGCAGAACCCCGGCGUGGUCCCCCGAUACACCCAGUCCGUCACCGAAGGGGAUGUUCCUGUAUAUACUUACAACAACGUCACGUGCCUUCGCCCUGGAGAAGUGGCAGGACUGGACCUGCGGGACGUCGAAGGGGAGCAUUUUGCCGACUGCUAGCUGUUGGUCUUCGGCACGCU